CCUUUCCACAUUUUUCCAAUCCCAUGUGCGGCACUUUCAAGAAGAAGGCUCCAAAGGCCAUAAAGGAAAUCAGGAAGUUUGCCCAAAAGGCCAUGGGAGCAACUGACGUCAGGGUGGAUGUUAAGCUUAACAAGCAUGUCUGGAGCCGUGGGAUUAGGAGUGUGCCAAGAAGAGUUCGUGUCCGCAUUGCCCGUAAGAGAAAUGACGAAGAAGACGCGAAGGAGGAAUUCUUCUCACUAGUCACUGUUGCAGAGAUCCCUCCAGAGGGCUUAAAGGGUUUGGGCACCAAGGUCAUUGAGGAAGAAGACUAAACUAUAGCCUACUUCCCUAGAUCAUGGUUAGGUUGCUCCAAUUUUGGCUACACUUGUUUCAGAGAUUUUUUUUGUUUUGUUUGGCUUUGGAUUUUCUUGGGACCAUCUCCAGUGGAGAGAGAAGCAUUAUGGAAUUUUAUUUGAUCUAUUUAUUCACCCAGUUCAAGUUAUCAGUCUUUCAAUGAGAACUUAUAAAUUGUGUUAUGAUGUGAAACAUAGUUUAUGUUA
This is a messenger RNA of Quercus robur (English oak), 539 nucleotides long. Its product is annotated as 60S ribosomal protein L31-like. Bases 24 to 311 code for a protein of 95 amino acids. Lineage: Eukaryota; Viridiplantae; Streptophyta; Magnoliopsida; Fagales; Fagaceae. The transcript has a single exon. Gene Ontology annotation, biological process: cytoplasmic translation. The record is from RefSeq and is a predicted model, not a curated record. Gene Ontology annotation, molecular function: structural constituent of ribosome. Gene Ontology annotation, cellular component: ribosome; cytosolic large ribosomal subunit.